This is a messenger RNA of Cricetulus griseus (Chinese hamster), 2295 nucleotides long. The record is from RefSeq and is a predicted model, not a curated record. NCBI's taxonomy places the organism in Eukaryota, Metazoa, Chordata, Mammalia, Rodentia, Cricetidae.
CUACAGAGAGAGGGCAGGCCGGCUCUUGGGGGUGCCAAUGUGGCCCCAAGGCCGAGCCCAGUCGGGGUCUGGCAUCAGCCUCAGCCCCCCAAGGAACCAGCCUUCCACCCCAUGGGGUGGUCACUGCCCAAGGACAAGGGGUUAAUACUCUGCCUAUGGAACAAGUUCUGCAAAUGGUUCCAUAGACAAGAGUCCUGGGCUCAGAGCCGAGACGAGCAGAACCUGCUGCAGCAGAAGAGGAUCUGGGAGUCACCUCUUCUUCUAGCUGCCAAAGAAAAUGAUAUCCAGGCCCUGAGCAAGCUGCUCAAGUUUGGAGGAUGUGAGGUGCACCAGAGAGGAGCCAUGGGGGAAACUGCACUGCACAUAGCAGCCCUCUAUGAUAACCUGGAGGCUGCCAUGGUGCUGAUGGAGGCUGCCCCAGAGCUGGUCUUUGAGCCAAUGACCUCUGAGCUAUAUGAAGGUCAGACUCCAUUGCACAUCGCAGUCAUGAACCAGAAUGUGAAUCUGGUCUGUGCCCUGCUUGCCCGAGGGGCCAGUGUCUCUGCCAGAGCUACUGGCUCCGCCUUCCACUACAGUCCCCACAACCUUAUCUACUAUGGAGAGCACCCUCUGUCCUUUGCUGCCUGUGUGGGCAGCGAGGAGAUUGUCAGGCUGCUCAUCGAACAUGGAGCUGACAUCCGGGCCCAGGACUCCCUGGGAAAUACAGUGCUGCACAUACUCAUCUUGCAGCCCAACAAAACUUUUGCCUGCCAGAUGUACAACCUGCUACUGUCCUAUGAUGGAGGAGACCACCUGAAGUCCCUGGAGCUUGUGCCCAACAACCAGGGACUCACCCCCUUCAAGCUGGCUGGGGUGGAAGGCAACACUGUGAUGUUCCAACACCUGAUGCAGAAGCGGAAGCACGUCCAGUGGACAUAUGGGCCACUGACUUCUACCCUUUACGACCUCACUGAGAUCGACUCCUCAGGAGAUGAUCAAUCGCUGCUGGAGCUUAUUGUUACUACCAAGAAGCGUGAGGCCCGCCAUAUUCUGGACCAGACGCCUGUGAAGGAGCUGGUGAGCCUCAAGUGGAAGCGGUUCGGGCGGCCCUACUUCUGCGUGCUGGGCGCCAUCUACGUGCUGUACAUCAUUUGCUUCACCAUGUGCUGUGUGUACCGGCCCCUCAAGCCCAGGACCACUAACCGAACCAAUCCCCGGGACAACACCCUCCUGCAGCAGAAGCUCCUGCAGGAGGCCUAUGGGACCCCCAAGGACGAUCUACGGCUGGUGGGGGAGCUGGUGAGCGUCGUUGGGGCUGUGAUCAUCCUGCUGGUGGAGAUUCCAGACAUCUUCAGGUUGGGGGUCACGCGAUUCUUUGGGCAGACCAUCCUUGGGGGGCCAUUCCAUGUCAUCAUUAUCACUUAUGCCUUCAUGGUGCUGGUGACCAUGGUGAUGAGGCUCACCAACGCAGACGGGGAGGUGGUGCCGAUGUCCUUUGCUCUGGUGUUGGGUUGGUGCAAUGUUAUGUACUUUGCCAGAGGAUUCCAGAUGCUUGGUCCCUUCACCAUCAUGAUCCAGAAGAUGAUUUUUGGUGACUUGAUGCGAUUCUGCUGGCUGAUGGCUGUGGUGAUCCUGGGAUUUGCUUCAGCCUUCUAUAUCAUCUUCCAGACAGAGGACCCUGAUGAGCUCGGCCAUUUCUAUGACUACCCCAUGGCGCUGUUCAGCACCUUUGAGCUCUUCCUCACCAUCAUCGACGGCCCUGCCAACUAUGACGUGGACCUGCCCUUCAUGUACAGCAUCACCUAUGCCGCCUUUGCCAUCAUCGCCACACUGCUCAUGCUCAACCUCCUCAUUGCCAUGAUGGGUGACACUCACUGGAGAGUGGCCCACGAGAGGGAUGAGCUCUGGAGGGCACAGGUUGUAGCCACCACUGUGAUGCUGGAGCGGAAGCUGCCUCGCUGCCUGUGGCCUCGCUCUGGGAUCUGUGGGCGCGAGUAUGGGCUGGGGGACCGCUGGUUCCUGCGGGUGGAAGACAGGCAAGAUCUCAACAGGCAACGCAUCCGCCGCUAUGCACGGGCCUUCCAGCAACAAGAUGGCCUGUACUCAGAGGACUUGGAAAAAGACUCAGGAGAAAAGCCGGAGAUGACACGUUCCUUUGGUGCCUACCUGUCCUUCCCCACACCCUCCGUGUCUCGAAGCACCUCCCGGAGCAGCGUCAACUGGGAAAGGCUUCGACAAGGGACUCUAAGGAGGGACCUUCGAGGGAUAAUCAACCGCGGUCUUGAAGAUGGGGAGGGCUGGGAGUACCAGAUCUGA